CUCGCCUGCAGUUCUGUGCCUUUCUGAUUAAAUGUUUGACUACCCUCCCGACGAUGCCUGUGGAAAGUGUGCCAAUCCGAGACUUGGCCUUCCAUCGUCGACUGCUGCAGGAAUACUUGAUUUUGUUAAAGAAAUACCCAAUUCUCACUAAAUCUGUGACCAGUGGAAUUCUGUCUGCCUUGGGAAAUCUGCUUUCUCAAGCACUAGAGAGAAGGAAAAAGUCUAAAAAUUUAACGAAGGACAUUGAUUUUCUGGGACCUGCACGGUUUGCAGUUUAUGGAUUAUGUGUCACGGGACCAUUGAGCCAUUACUUCUACCAGCUGUUGGAGUUGCUCUUUCCCUCCACUGUGCCAUACUGCAUGCUGAAGCGGCUGCUGCUGGACCGCCUCAUUUUCGCCCCAGCCUUCCUCCUGCUCUUCUUCUUCAUCAUGAACAUCUUGGAGGGUAAGAAAUGGUCAGCGUUCCAAGGCAAAGUUAGAGCAGGAUACUGGCCAGCCCUGAAGAUGAACUGGAAAGUAUGGACCCCUUUUCAGUUUAUCAACAUCAACUAUGUGCCAGUACAGUUCCGGGUGCUGUUUGCCAACCUGGUGGCCUUAUUUUGGUAUGCCUACCUUGCUUCUGUGAGGAAGUGAAGCCUCCAAAAUCUUCCUCCAGUUGGCUGAAUUCAGCACAGGAUGUACAUAUUUUACAAGGACAUGCCUUUAACAUAGGCCUGUUAGUACUAAUGUGUGUGCUGGGAAGACAACCAGGACAACUCUCUGUGGUUAACUGUAUCCAGUGCUGUGGUGGAUUAAACUGACAUCCACUAAUGAAGCAGGGCUUUCAAUGCAUUCAUGUGCAAUGAAAUUUUAGGAGGGCCAUUUUCAGCCAUAUGGACUGAAUGUAAUUUAAGUGUUGAUCAAAGACAGUGCUCUGAGUCAUUCACAUUUUGCCUCAUGUCUUAAAAAUCAAUGGAUAUUUUAAUUUAGGAAGUACUGAAAAAUGUUUCACGCAAAGCAGUUGUUAAUUUCAUUUCAUGUGUAAACUAAACACAGUUUGAUUGUACACUAUUAACAAUAAGGAGUGUUGUACUGUGCACUUUAAUAUUGCCUCAUUUUUAUUGCUUAUGCUUAAAAGCAAAGACUGCUGUUACUUUACUUGUCCAUUCAUGCUUUACAUAGAAACUCGAUCCAGUUACUGUUGUUGCUUCAUCAUUUCUAGGUCGG
Megalops cyprinoides (Indo-Pacific tarpon) is the source of this 1205-nucleotide messenger RNA. RefSeq names its product peroxisomal membrane protein 2 (gene pxmp2). Bases 54 to 632 code for a protein of 192 amino acids. Gene Ontology annotation, cellular component: membrane; cytoplasm. The transcript has 5 exons. The record is from RefSeq and is a predicted model, not a curated record. Lineage: Eukaryota; Metazoa; Chordata; Actinopteri; Elopiformes; Megalopidae.